Molecule: messenger RNA, 1344 nt
Organism: Fusarium graminearum PH-1
Lineage: Eukaryota; Fungi; Ascomycota; Sordariomycetes; Hypocreales; Nectriaceae
Exons: 5
Coding region: 1-1344 (447 amino acids)
Molecular function (GO): heme binding; monooxygenase activity; oxidoreductase activity, acting on paired donors, with incorporation or reduction of molecular oxygen
Source: RefSeq, a predicted model, not a curated record
AUGGCCGUAGCUGCUUUAAUUAAUUACCUGCGUGAUCUUCGCCCGUCGAUCGCAAUCGCUGCAAGCUUGGUACUAUUCUUGGCUGCAUGGACAGCUCUCUCAACAUGGCGACAAUAUAUUCGACUGCGACAAUUCAAGGGUCCUACUCUUGCAGCUUUUUCGAAAUGGUGGCUAGUAAAAAAAGUCGGCGGAGGUAGAGCCUAUCUCGACUUUUGGGAGGUCACCCAGAAAUACGGUACCAUCGCUCGAGUCGGACCAAACGAUCUCCUUACCGACGACCCAGACCUGAUGAAACACAUCCUCAACGUUCGCACCGAAUACCGUCGCUCGGAUUGGUACGACGGAAUGCGCUUCAACCCUGGCAACAACAAUAUCCUCUCCCAUCGCGACGAAGACGAGCACUUCAAGCUAAGAUCUAAAAUGUCUGCUGGCUACGGCGGUCGCGAAGUGGAAAAUCUCGAACCCAAGAUCGACAAGAACAUUCUCUCAUUUAUAUCGCUACUCGCAAAAUACGCCGAGGCAAAAAAGCCCAUGGAUCUCGGCCGGCGGGCGCAGUUCUUUACGCUCGAUGUCAUCUCGGACCUAGCAUUUGGCGAGCCAUUCGGCUUUUUGGAGACAGACUCGGAUGUAUACAAGUACAUACAAAUUACAGAGGAGACGUUACCUGCCGUUAUGGUGACCACUGUCAUUCCCUGGUUGGUCAAGAUUUUGAGUUCGCCCUUGUUUAAGAGUCUCUUGCCUUCCGAGAAGGACAGGCUUGGAAUUGCUAAGAAAGUUACUGCUGAACGCUUUGGUCCUGAUAAAAAGGUUCGCAAGGAUAUGCUAGGUUCUUUUGUGGCCCACGGUCUUACCCAAAAGGAGGCCGAGUCUGAGAUUCUGCUCCAGAUCGUUGCGGGAUCAGAUACAACAGCCACAGCUAUUCGUUCAACUAUGCUACAUAUAAUAACCAAUCCCAAUGUGUACUCCAAACUCCGCGCUGAGAUUGCAGGCACACACUACUCAGAACCCAUCAUCCCCGACUCUAUAGGUCGUGAUCUUCCCUACCUUCAGGCUGUCAUCAAAGAAGGUCUGCGCAUCUUCCCUCCUGUCGCAGGUCUCAUGUCCAAGCAGGUCCCUCCCCAGGGUGAUACCUGGAAGGGUCAGUUUAUCCCUGGUGGAACCAAAGUUGGCUAUUGCGCAUGGGGAAUUUUCCGACGCGAGGAUAUCUGGGGUUCCGACGCUGGCGAGUUUCGUCCUGAGAGAUGGCUUGAGAGUGAUCCUGAAAAGUUAAAAGAAAUGGAGGGUGCGUUGGAGUUGAUUUUCAGCUAUGGGCGAUGGCAGUGUCUUGCUCCUUCGCAGAUUUGA